Molecule: messenger RNA, 1779 nt
Organism: Manis javanica (Malayan pangolin)
Lineage: Eukaryota; Metazoa; Chordata; Mammalia; Pholidota; Manidae
Source: RefSeq, a predicted model, not a curated record
GGUCCGAGGUGCGCCGCGGAGAGGACGCGCCCACCGGAGGUGCGGCCCCGGGAGCGCCGGCCCAGCCCCCGCGGGUCCGCGGCCCUCGGAGGAGGCUGCCGCCUCGGCGGGGCCCGCGCGAUCCCUGACGGAGCGGGGGAACCGGCCCGGAGGCGGGCGGGAGGGGCCGCGGCGCGCCGCCAUGCGCCGAGCGCUCUAGCCGAAGGCGCGGGCCCGAUGGAGCGGGCCGAGGAGCAGGGGCUGCGCGGCGGCCGCGGCCCGCGGGGGCUACGGCUGGCGCUCGGGCUGGCACUGCUGCUGGCGGGGCCGCCGUCGGGCCACGCGGGGGCCCCCGAGGCGCCGGAGCCCGCGGCGCCCAGCACGGCGGCCCCAGCCGGGGGCGACCGCUGCCGUGGCUACUACGACGUGAUGGGCCAGUGGGACCCGCCCUUCAACUGCAGCUCGGGCGCCUACAGCUUCUGCUGCGGCACGUGCGGCUAUCGCUUCUGCUGCCACGACGGGCCGAGGCGCCUCGACCAGAGCCGUUGCUCCAACUACGACACGCCGGCCUGGGUGCAAACAGGCCGGCCGCCCGCGCGUGCUCGCGACCGCGCGGCGCCCCGGGACCCCGGCCGCGAGCGCAGCCACACCGCCGUCUACGCGGUGUGCGGCGUCGCCGCGCUACUCGUACUGGUCGGCAUCGGGGCGCGCCUGGGCCUGGAGCGAGCGCACAGCCCGCGCGCGCGGCGCGCAGUGACCAGGACACUGACCGAACUUCUGAAGCAGCCAGACCCCCAGGAGCCACUGCCUCCGCCUCUGGGCCCACCUCUGGGUAGCUGUGUCCAGGUGCAAAUGGGUGAUGGCCUCCCCCGUGGUUCCCCCAAUAGCACAGCUCCAGAUAAGAAACGCCCCAACAACGUGGCCGUGGGGUCGGCGACACCGGGGCCCCCACGCGGCCCCCAGCUGCAGGGUGGCGGCAGCAGCAUGACAUUGCAGCCCGACUACUCCAAGUACGCCACCCUUAAGGCAGCGGCGCUCAAGGCAGCAGCCUGUUUCCGCUCCUCCCCACCCCGUGCUGCCGGCGCUGAGGCCCCGCCCCGUCCCCCGGCAGAGGCCUCCCCGCCGGACUUCUACAGGCGUUUUCCAGCUACCGAGCCCGGCCCGCUGACGCUCCCUGCACAGACGGCGCGCGCCCAUGAGGACUUGCCUGCUCUGCUCGACGCCUGCCCCUGGGCGCCGCCGGGCUACGCGCCUCCCGUCGGCCCCGUCCCGUCGGGUCACUACAAGGCCUGGAUCUCCGGCCGCCUGGCCCGGCCUGCCCCCCGCGGGCACCUGGCGGCUCAGGCCUCCCCCGGGCCCCGGCGGCCCGGCCACACGACCCGGAGCCAGUUCAGUGUGGAGAAGCUGUCCGAGGCCUUCAGCCCGCAGCCCCGAGGCCUUUAUGGCAGCGCGGCGCGGGGACCCCGCCACCUGAGCACUAACAGCAAAGCCGAGGUCACCGUGUGAAGAUGGGGCUGCCGGCUCUCCUGAAACAUCACAUCUGCGGGAGCCCUCCUCUGCCUGAGAGCUUCCAUCGUUAGGGCCUGGGACCCAGGCCUCGGGCAGGAGGGGCGCUGACCGUAAGGCCCGCCCUUCAACUUUUCCUAACUGGACUGGGGCCUUGGAGCCUGCAGGGAUAAGAUGGGGUCCACUGGUAAAGCUGGUGAUUCUGUGCUGGGGUCCUAGGUUCCUCCUGUAAAUAAAUUCUUUUCUGUGGCUCCCACCCUGGAGAAUAAAGGAGCCCCAGCUUUGUUCUGAGAA